AUUGGAUCUUGGGGGACUGUCUUGGCGAAAAGCCUUGCCCUGUUUGAUGAUCCUCUACCUUACUCUCCGCUCUCCUGUUCCCCAAGCUCAGCUCAGCUCAGCUCAGCUCAACUCAGCUCAGUUCCUCUCGCGUCCACUCACACAGCGGCACUAUUGAAAUCUGUAUGUCGUGCUGUGCUCGGGGAGGCAGGGCCUGGCAGACACUAUUGGGGCCACGAUCGAGCUAUGCUCUUCCAUUUGCUGCUACUGUAUGCUGUUGCUCACGGACGGCAAGUUCAUGGCAUCUUCUUCUUCCUCAUCUCUUCUCUUCUCGACCUCUCCUGAGCUCCUUCCUUCUUCUAUCAGACAUUUUCCCCUUCUUCUUCUGCUUUUCCAUGCACAUAACCACCUCUUUUUCUGUCUGAGUUCUCUGCAUGGCCAUACAGAUCCACAAGCACAUGGUUCUUGUCUUUGGUCUUCGAGAUCAGAUCCAGCUCAGUCCCCCCAAGCUCCGCUCCCACUUCACUUAGAGGCGGCUGCAACGGGAUUCCACGAGGCUACCACCAACUAGAGGCACUAGAGGAGCCACAACUGACCUAUCCCAUCCACUUAAACCUCCUCAAUUUCCUGUUUGUCUCUCCUGUUCGUCCCUGCUGUUCAAAAUACUGUACUGUACGUGCCCCGCCAUAAAGGCAGGAUACCCAGCACCAGUUUAAGGAUCAAACACUUCUCGACUGCGGCACCUACCACUCCACUAUCUCAGCGCCAAAAGGAUCUCCAGACAUCAGUAACGCAUAAGCCCGUCUCUCACUCAUGACCUGUACAUCCAAAACACCAACUGCAAUUCCCGAAUCCUCAGCGUCGGUUCUCUAAGCGCUCAAUCCGGCAAUCCUAGCGAUCACGGGCGCUUCCUCCGUCAAAUCCCAUUGUUACUGGUCAGAAGAACUUCACCACAAUUCCAUCACCCUUCCAAAUACGCGCAUCUCAAACCUCGCGGCUAUCUCAAACGGAUCCGAAGACCGCAAAGGAAAUUCCAUUCCAGAUUUCGUCCAAUCCUUCUACGCAGUUCUCGAAACCCAACAUUAGCUCCCGGAGCAUGCAACCACUCAUUACUAUAAGACCUUAAACCAAACCCUCCCAAAGACUGGAUCUAAUUUGUCGUCGUUGUCAACUUCAACGUCCAUCAACUUAAUAUUAAUACUUCCUCAGGCUGGUCCUUGGACUCAAACAUAUCAAUAUGGAUACCGCACUUAUCACUUUCAUGAUUCAAACCCCCCACUCAACUCAAUCAGUUCAUCUAAUUGGAUCAUGGGACAACUUCACCAAACAUUAUCCCAUGGAACGCGACAUCAGACGGUCACGAUCCCAGUGGCGCGGCUGCUAUACUUUUGAGGAUAUUAUUUGCGAUGGGGAUGGACCGAGUAGUCCUAAACGCACAGGUGGUUUGAAGAUGGGAUCCACUUAUUAUUACUACUACGAGCUGGAUGAUGGAACCGAGCACUACGACCCGUCGAUACCAUCUACCACCGCUUGUCCAUAUCUACCAGGCCAACCAGUCAACCUCCUUUUCGUACCAAUCGAAGUACAACCUCUACGAUAUCGCAGCGCAUCUAUGAGUUCAAUGGCCAAUGGAGAUAUCAAAACGAUGAACCCUGCCGACAAGUUUAUGACACCUAGAGCUCCACCACCACCCCCUUCGCUACCACGUCUAAACACAUCCUCGUCAGUACUCAUGAAGAAACGAUCAGCGCGUUCGCUUUCACCAAAGCCCGAGAAAUCGGCAUGGUCGCCGAGACAAUUCUUCGGUCUUCGAUUGCCAAGUCAGCCUUCAUCACUCCCUAUUGAUACCCGUGGACGGUCGUCCUCGCUGAGCAAGGUCCAUAAUGGAAGAUCAAAUGCAAGCACACCAAACUUGAGAGAGGAGGCAAGGAGGACGAAGUCUGUACCACAUACGCGGGAACCAUCGCCUCAAUCAUUCCAGAAGCUGCAGACUCGAGAUCCUUCGCCAUUACGACAUCUUGUACAGGAGAGCACCACCUACAACACAACCACUCUCGAGAUCCCAGAUGAGAUCGAGGAGGAAGGUGAGGAUGACGAUAACUUCGCUAGCCAACUCAAUGAUAUGUCAUUUUUGGAGAAGGGCAUUACACCACUUGCGCCUCCACCUUCAGCAGGUCUACGUUCUCCACCAGCUCGUCAACGGUCUGGAAGCACAGCAAAGGACAUGCAAAAACCCCUUCCCCAACUCCCCGAAGAAGAACUUCUCCCUCCACCUCUCCGCCUUCGUCCAGCUUUCUCUGCAGCCGACCUUCCUCGCUCCCACUUCUCCACUUCAACGCUGGCGACCUCUCUCACUUCCCCCUCAGAUAGCCACUUCAGCUUCAGCUCCGAACACUCCAUAUCAUCUGAUAUCAAUGAUGACGAUGUGGAUCUCGCAGCAGAUGUUGGCUCUGGUGACGAGUUUACCUACAGUCCUGUUCUGGCCGACAUCCCCAUAGAAGGAUUCACUGGCUACAGCCUCCCGGAAGCCGAUUGUGCCUCUGAACAGACCCUGAGAAAGGAUACUCCUCUCUCGCAGCUCGCACCGACAUCAGCCAGCCGUGCCACAUUUGGUGCCACGCAUCAAACCACAUUCGAGCCGGAGGUCGAGCAAAUGACUGCUCUGCAGCAACUUCUCAGCGAGAUGGGAUAUCUCGGCGAUGUUAUUAUCGGGAAAUGAGCUGCUUGCUCUUUCUCUAUACAUAUUCACGUUACUGUCACUGUCACGACAAAUUAUCUGUACAAAUUGUUGAUCGAUUUUUUCGCUUGUUCAUUGUUCGUUUUCAUUGUUCUAUAAGCCAGGAGCUAGAUUGGAGCGGAGCGAGUGAUCUCUGUAGCUUACUUCCUUUGCCUUUGCUUUUCGGGAUAUUUUGGUAAGAGCAUUUAGCGCGGAGUUCUGGGGUCGGUUGAGACCUUUGUAUGUUUGAUGGAAGGAGCAAUUAGCGUGGGCUGUGGGUGGGAUGGAGGGGAAAGGAACGGAAAAGGAAUCAAAGAAAAAAGGACGAUACCCCAUGACAUAACUAGUUUCAUUUGUUGGAAUACUUCGUGGGUGACAUACGGGAGAUGGAGAAGGAAAUGAAAAGGAGAAGGAAGAAGGACGAUGAGGAAAAAGAUGGAUAUACUUGUGGAGGGGCAAUCGGUGCGCUGAAGUGUGGGCAGCAAGACAAAUAGAUCUGACGAGUAGACGCAGAACCAUGCAGAUGUGUAAAUGAAAAAAAUACAAUCCAGG
Messenger RNA from Cadophora gregata, 3247 nucleotides. RefSeq lists its product as uncharacterized. The transcript is spliced from 3 exons. Lineage: Eukaryota; Fungi; Ascomycota; Leotiomycetes; Helotiales; Ploettnerulaceae. Bases 1217 to 2698 code for a protein of 493 amino acids. The record is from RefSeq and is a predicted model, not a curated record.